AUGGCAUUCAAUCGCCGACGAUUAUCUAGUUCCCCAAUGAUAUCCCUCAUCGUCCUCCCCUUCUUCGUCUUCCUUCUCAGCUUUGCUGGGCCAGCAUCAGCCGCCGGAUCGGCCGUUCUGGGCAUCGACGUUGGCACAGAAUAUUUCAAGGCCGCACUAGUGAAACCCGGUAUCCCGCUCGAGAUCGUCCUGACCAAGGAUUCGAAGCGCAAGGAGUCCGCCGCGAUCGCCUUCAAGCCUACACGAGAGAGCGAUGCACCUUUCCCCGAACGGUUCUAUGGUGGUGAUGCGCUCGCCCUGGCGGCUCGGUACCCGGAUGAUGUUUACAUCAAUUUGAAGACGCUUUUGGGUGUUCCAUUUAACGAUGGAGCCGAUGAGACUGUCAAGAGCUACUGGAGUCGGUUCCCCGCAUUGAAUUUGGAGACUGCGCCUGAUGGCCGUGGCUCCGUUGCUCUCCGCAGUAACCGUCUCGGUCAGGAGCAGAAGAAGGAGGCUUUCUUGGUUGAAGAGGUUCUUGCCAUGCAGUUGAAGCAGAUUAAGGCUAACGCUGAUACUCUGGCUGGUAAGGGCUCUGAUGUCCGUGAUGUCGUCAUUACUUACCCUGCGUUUUACACCGCGGAGGAGAAGCGGAGCCUUGAAUUGGCUGCCGAGCUUGCCGGGUUGAAGAUCCAGGCUCUUGUCAGCGAUGGACUCGCGGUUGGCUUAAACUACGCCACCAGCCGUACCUUCCCAAGUGUUUCUGAUGGCGAGAAGCCCGAGUACCAUGUUGUUUACGAUAUGGGUGCUGGAUCGACCUCCGCUAGCGUUCUGCGGUUCCAGAGCCGCAAGGUUAAGGAUGUUGGCAAGUUCAACAAGACUAUCCAGGAGGUUCACGUGAUUGGUGCUGGUUGGGAUAAGUCGCUUGGUGGUGACUCUUUGAACGAUCUUAUUGUCAACGAUAUGGUUUCCCAGCUGGUCGAGGACAAGAAGCUCAAGGACAAGGUCACGGUCGCUGAAGUCAAGGCACAUGGCAAGACCAUGUCGAGACUCUGGAAGGACGCAGAGAAGCUCCGCCAGGUUUUGAGCGCCAACACCGAGACUUCCACUAGCUUCGAGGGUCUGUACGACGACGAUCUCAACUUCAAGUACAAGCUCAGCCGGGCCAACUUUGAGAAGAUGGCCGCCGAGCACAUCGCCCGUAUUGGAACCCCCGUCGAGCAAGCCUUGGCUACCGCCGGCCUAAAGUUGGAUGACAUGGACUCCGUCGUUCUCCACGGUGGAGCCAUUCGCACUCCUUUCGUCCAGAAGCAGCUUGAGAAGCUUUGUGGCUCUUCCAAGAAGAUCAGAACUAAUGUUAACGCCGAUGAGGCAGCUGUCUUUGGUGCUGCUUUCAAGGGCGCUGCCCUUAGCCCCAGCUUCCGUGUUAAGGAUAUCCGUGCCAGUGACGCGGCUUCAUACCCUGUCUCCUUGAAGUGGAACUCUGACGGAAAGGAUAGAAACCAGAAGCUCUUCACUGCCACUUCUCAGGUCGGCCUUGAAAAGCAGGUCACCGUGAAGAAUCUGGAGGACUUCGAGUUUAGCUUCGCUCAACACGUCGCCGAGAAUGAAGAGCAGGCUAUACUCAGUGUCCAAACUCAGAACCUCACUGCUUCCGUUGCCAAGCUCAAGGAUACCUUCGGCUGUACCACUGCCAACAUCACCACCAAGUUCGCUAUUCGCCUCAGCCCUGCUGACGGUCUCCCCGAAGUUGUUGGUGGUAACGUCAGCUGUGAAGUUGAGUCUGAGAAGAAGGGAAUUGUUGAAGAUGUCAAGGGCUUCUUUGGUCUUGGUAAGAAAGAUGAGCAGCAACCCCUAGUCGAUGAGAAUGGUGAGCCGCUCGAGUCUAUUACUCUCGAGCCUGAGACCGAGUCUGCCACCACAACCUCCGCCAGCUCUUCAUCCACUACCACUACCAAGGACGCCAAGGCUACCCCCCAGAUCAAGACUGAGAUCAUUCCCAUCAGCUUGAAGUCGACUCCUCUUGGAACCCCAGCUCCCUCGGCCGCAGAGCUCCUUCGUAUCCACGCCCGCCUCUCUGCCUUUGAUACCUCCGACAAUGACCGCAUCCUCCGUGAGGAGGCUCUCAACGAGCUGGAAUCCUUCAUCUACCGCAGCCGGGACCUCGCCGACAACGAGGAGUUCGUCAAGGCUGUCAAGGCUGAUCAAUUGACCCUCCUCUCCGAGCGCGCCUCCAAGGCCAGUGACUGGCUAUACGAGGAGAGUGACAAUGCCAAGACCGCCGAGUUCCAAUCUAAGCUCAAGGACCUCAAAGACAUCGUCAACCCAGCAUUGAAGCGCAUGAAGGAGAGCUCCGCUCGUCCUGCUCGCGUUGAGCUGCUCAAGGACAUGCUCAAGAACGCCGAGUCGAUGAAGGAGCUGAUCAAGAACCAAAUCGAGAAUGACGAGCAAACCUACUCGUCUUCCCUCUCCGCCUCGAGCGCCACUUCUACCGAGUCUGAGACCAGCACCCCCACCCCAGCCGCCUCCGAUGAGGGUCUCGAUGACCUCGAUGAGGACACCUACUCCACCUCCACAACAUCCACCAAGACCGCCGCUACCGCCAAGCCCACUGGCCCCAAGUACUCCCUCUUCACUCCCACUGACCUUACUGCCCUCACCCAGGCCUAUGAGUCCACCGCCCCCUGGCUGGAUACCCAACUCGGUCUUCAGGAGAAGCUAACCGAGUCCGACGACCCAGCCCUGACUCUGGUGGAAGUUGACUCCCGACUGCGCGAUUUCGAGCGCAUCCUCAACCGUCUCUACGAGCGGAUGACCGCCGCGGCGGGACAACAAAAGAAAAGUUCCGGUAGCAAGGGAAAGAAGGGCAAGUCCGACUCUGAGAAGAAGGCCAAGGCCAAGGAGCAGCCCAAGAAGGAGAAGGAAGACCUUCCCAAAGAUGAGCUGUAA
Molecule: messenger RNA, 2925 nt
Organism: Penicillium antarcticum
Lineage: Eukaryota; Fungi; Ascomycota; Eurotiomycetes; Eurotiales; Aspergillaceae
Product: Hsp70 family protein
Exons: 1
Coding region: 1-2925 (974 amino acids)
Biological process (GO): endoplasmic reticulum unfolded protein response; negative regulation of hypoxia-induced intrinsic apoptotic signaling pathway; cellular response to hypoxia
Cellular component (GO): endoplasmic reticulum chaperone complex
Molecular function (GO): ATP-dependent protein folding chaperone; ATP binding
Source: RefSeq, a predicted model, not a curated record